Messenger RNA from Lodderomyces jiufengensis, 2178 nucleotides. RefSeq lists its product as uncharacterized. The coding region runs from base 1 to 2178 and encodes 725 amino acids. The record is from RefSeq and is a predicted model, not a curated record. The transcript has a single exon. Lineage: Eukaryota; Fungi; Ascomycota; Pichiomycetes; Serinales; Debaryomycetaceae.
AUGUCAUUAUUUCUACAAGAAUCAUAUAAUGAAGUUCAAACCAAAUUCAUUAAUAAAAUCAUACCUGAUCUAAAUGAAAAUUCAAUUAAUCUAAACAAUUUUGAGAAAUUUGAUGAUUUAUUACAAUUCUUGGAGAUUAACUCAUCAGCACCAUCAGCGCCAUCAUCAUCACCAACCUCCUCAUGUUUUUCAAACAAUAGAAAUUUAAUUUAUCCAUCAAAUGAAAUACUACAGGUAUUAAUUACAUUAUGUUCAAGAAGUAAUAGUUUAAACUGGACUCAAAACUCAUCAUAUGCUAAAAAUGGGAUAGUUGAAUCAUUAAGUCAUAUAAAAUUGAUCAAUUCUAUAUAUAAUGAAUUUUUACAUAAAUCAAAUUUAAAUCAGAGAAGCUUUUUGAUACUAAAUAAUUAUUUAGAUAUAAUCGAAUUAACUGGUGACACAGAAUUAUAUGAAUUAAUAUUUAAGGCCAUAAAUGAUUUAAUUGAAAGUAAAAAACAAGUGCAAUCUUCACAUCAAGCACAAUUACCAUUUCAACAACAACAAUCAUCAAUUAGUUCAAUGUUUAAAGCUGAAACUAAUGGAAGAAGAACAUCACCAAGAAGAGUUACACCACCACCAAAAAGACAAAAACUAGAAAUCAAAUAUGAAGAAGAUUCACCAAAUGGUGAUAGUAAUACAUCCAAUAAUGAGCAUGAUAGUACAUAUAUAGUAAUAAGUGAUUCAGAAGAUGAAAGUUAUGAGGAAAAAAUCCCAUUAUCAACCAAAACAGAUCAAGAAUCACCAACUAGUGCAGCGUCAUCACCUAAGAAGAACAACUUAAAUAUAUUUGCGACAAACAACAGCAAAAAUGAAACUUGGGAAGGGAUACGAAUAUUUGAUGAAUCAUUAUUAAAAGAUAAAUUAACAAUCAACAAGAAUGAAUUUAAUUUAUGGAGACUAAUAAAUUGGACUUUUUAUUGUUCAGGAUUAUCAACCAUUUAUUACCCACUACAGAAGAAAAAUGAAUGUCAUACAAUUUACCAUGCACAAUCAAAUGUCUUAAAUUUUAUAUUUCGGUUCAUUGAAAUAAAUUUGGUAAAAGAAAUGGACUCAAUUUUUCUAGCACCCAACUCAAUUAAUAAUGAUGCAAUUUUGAGUUUAUUUCAAAAUACAAAUCCUCAAUAUACAAAAUUUGCAAGUUUGAAAGUUGAAGAUAAUUCCCAAAUACUAUUUCUGAAACUCAUCAAAACUUUAGGCCAUUUCCAAAGUCAAUGGUAUGAUAGAGUAGUUGAAUUUAUAUUUAAUGGAUUAUCAUCAAAACUCAUAUUCCCCAAGACGUGUUAUGAACAUGAAAACCUACUUAUUGAAAAGGAAACUAAAUACAAGAAAAGCCAACCUGUAAUGCAUAACAAUCUUAAAAAUGAAUGGGAUCAAAAUUCAAAUAAUAUGAACUCAAUGAAAUUAAGAUUUAAAAUUUGUUCUAUAAUUUUUUAUUGGUCAUUAGUAUUUAAUUCUAAAUUAUCAGGAAGUAGUAAUGGAAAAUCAAUUGCUAAUUUGAAUUCAAGUGUAUUUUUGGAUUAUAUUAGCAAAAAAAUAAAUUUUAUCGAUUAUAGAUAUUUAAUUGAGUUUUAUUAUUCGCUGGCUAUAAAUUCAAAAAUCCGUCUAGAUUAUAGAAAUUUGUUUUUAGUUAAAUUGUCACAAGAGAUAUUGAAAGAAAUUAUUGGUAAUACUCUGCGAGAGAAGGAAGAAUUCCAAGACUUUGAAUUAUGUAAUCACCUCAACAAUGAAAAUCCAAAUAAUAAGAAUUAUCAAAUUAAGAAUCUAGACAUACUAAUGAGAUGGAUAAAUAACCCAAUAUUAUAUUCUCAAAUAGUAGAGGAUCAAUUAUAUAAAACAUUUAAUGAAUUUUAUCAAACUUGGAUGAAAGUGAAUUUUAUUUUAGAAUGGAAUUUAAAUUGGAUUUUAAAUGAUUUGUAUAACUCAAACUGCAACAUAUAUAAAGAUGAAAUUUUCAACAAAAAUUUCCAAAAAGCAGAUCAUUUAAAGAAAACAAAGUUCUUGGAGUUUAUUAAAAAUUGUGUUGAACCAAUUGAAGUAUCUGGUUUAAAUUUUCAAUUGAACGAAGAAGAUGUUGAAGUAUUAAAAGGUAAAAUUACAAAAUGUGAACAAUUUACUUCUAUCUUGAAUUAUUAUUUAUAA